Vicia faba (fava bean) is the source of this 351-nucleotide messenger RNA. The record is from the annotation of a GenBank genome assembly. Lineage: Eukaryota; Viridiplantae; Streptophyta; Magnoliopsida; Fabales; Fabaceae.
AUGGCAAAUAUGAUAGGUCAGAUGCCACUGCCACGACUUUCGAAGUCGAACUAUGAAAACUGGAGCAUCCAGAUGAAGACGCUGUUAGGAUCGUUAGAUGUAUGGGAAGUGACUAACAAUGGGUUUGAAGAACCAUCAAAUACGACGGCAUACACAGCUGCUCAGAACAAGGCGUUGAAAGAAACGCGAGCAAUGGAAAAAACAGCAUUGUACAUGCUGUUCAGAGCAGUUUAUGAAUCAGCCCUCGAAAAGAUUGCUGGUUCGACUACACCGAAGGAGGCGUGGGACACACUUGAAAAGGCUUUUAGAGGAGCUGAUAGAGUCAAGGAAGUUCGCUUGCAAACUCUUUGA